Cryptomeria japonica (Japanese cedar) is the source of this 4133-nucleotide messenger RNA. Its product is annotated as homeobox-leucine zipper protein HDG2. The record is from RefSeq and is a predicted model, not a curated record. The coding region runs from base 1240 to 3648 and encodes 802 amino acids. The transcript has 11 exons. NCBI's taxonomy places the organism in Eukaryota, Viridiplantae, Streptophyta, Pinopsida, Cupressales, Cupressaceae. Gene Ontology annotation, molecular function: lipid binding; DNA-binding transcription factor activity, RNA polymerase II-specific; DNA binding. Gene Ontology annotation, biological process: regulation of DNA-templated transcription.
UCUGAAUUGGAAAUUUCAUCUGCAUUGGGUACAGAUUUCUAAGAGUUUUGGUUUGUGUUUUAGAGAAGGAAAAAAAAGAGGAGAGAAAUGAAAAAAGUAGCAAGUAAUUCCAGUCAUAUGGGGGCAUGAAUUGGAUAGGGUAAGGCUAUGGAAACGCGUGUACAUACAUUCUCCAGCGGGUUCAGCGGAAGUGUGGCCAGAAAAAAGGGUAUAUCUCAGGGGGCCCGGUCAAAACCUAAUGGGAUUAUGGGCCAAAACGAUCCAAACUAGAAAUUUGGGGCAGGGUCUUUUGUAUUUUUAGAAGGUAAUGAUUGCUAAAAAAAUCCCAUAACCAAAUCAACGCGAAUUCCAACAAACCAAAGAUCCACCAUGGUCUGUGUGAGAGUGGGGGAAUUAAAUGGAAUGGCAGUAAAACAGUUAAUAGAUCAAGUCUAAAAAUAUUGUGAGAGGACCGCGUGUCCGGACGGUUUGGAUAACGGCGACACAGGCAGUAAAUGUGGGCAUUUAACCCCCUCAACUUUGGUAGGUGAAAUGGGUGGUCAUUUACGAGGAGAGGGCAUGGCAGGGCGGGAACGGAAAAGAGGAUCCAAAGGGGGGCAUUAAUGGGGAUUGCUGCUUUUUUAGAGGAAUGGAGGGUUAGGGUUCGAACCAUCAUUAUAUGGGCUUGUGAGGAGAGGGAAAGAAAUGAAUGAGUUGUUGGCGAAGUUGGUGAGAAGCAAUGGCUCUUCUGCAGACUACAGCAGGAAGGCUGAUGUCAUAGCUUUUGGGUGUUGAAUUGUUUAUUCUUUCUUUUCUUCAGCACUAUUGAAUGGAUGUGUCCUUUACUUACAUACAAUCCAAGGUCCAGUUUGUUUUCCUUCUUUCUUGGUUUUACAGCUCUGGUAGGUUAGGUACUUCUUUAUUUACCGGUCGGCAGCAGCUUAAAGUAUUGUUUUGUCUGCAUUUGGGUUGAGAAGGAGAGUGUGCCUGUGGAACACUAGUUUACUAUCCUUUUCUGAAGGGCCAGAAGAGAGACAGAGUGAGAAAGUAGUGCCCACGGAGGCCUUCGUUCUCCCUCUUUCUCUUUGUGCUUCUGGAGGAGAGAUUGCUGGAUGCUUAAAUCUUAGAUAUGGCUUAAGCUUCCCUCAAUCUCUCUGGUCAUCAAUUUGGUCUCUUGGGAUUAGAAAUAUAUCAGGAAGAUUUCAUUAGGAAUUGGGUUUUACGUUAAGUAAGAAGUGGUGGGAGUGGAUUGAGAUAAAAAUGUAUGGGGACUGUGAUGUGCUGGUAGGGAAUAACAUGGGAGAGUCUUUCAUGUCACCGACUAGUCUGCUGGUUGCUCAAAGGUUGAUUCCUCAGUUGCCCACAAACUUGCAUUUGCAGAACCAAAGGUCGCUCUUUUCCUGUGACGGAUUGUCUCUUGCACCGCCCAAGCGAAUGAGAGAAGAAAGUCAACUUGCAGAGAGUAUGCAAUUCAAGAAUAGAGAGGAGGAGAAUGACAGCAAGUCAGGAAGUGGGCAUAUGGAUGGAGGGUCUGGUGAAGAUCAGGAUGCUGCAGAUCAACAACAUCGAAGGAAACGCUAUCACCGACACACGGCUAGACAAAUCCAGGAGAUGGAAGCCUUGUUUAAGGAGUGCCCACACCCGGAUGACAAACAGAGACAACGGCUCAGCAUUGAAUUGGGUCUGAAGCCGCGGCAGGUCAAAUUUUGGUUUCAGAACCGGCGCACUCAGAUGAAGGCACAGCAGGAUCGAACAGACAAUGCCAUUCUACGUGUUGAGAAUGAGAGCCUUCGAAAUGAAAACCUAACUCUGCGUGAAGCGGUGAAGAAUGUUAUCUGUCCCAGUUGUGGAGGUCCAUCUUUGGUGGGUGAAAUGGCUUACAGUGAACACAAUUUGCGAAUGGAGAACUCCCGUCUAAAGGAUGAGCUUGAUCGAGUCUCGAACAUUGCAUCACGAUAUCUAGGAGGAAGAGCGAACCACUCAUUGACAACCAUGGCGCCGCCGCCACUGAUAACAUCUUCUCUAGAUUUGGGAAUGGGGAACUUUGUAAAACAGUCUACUGAUAUCAUGCCAAUGACUUCUUUCACUGAUGUGGGCAUCACUACUGGAGGUGCUUUCAUGGAUAUGGACAAAUCCUUGGCAGUGCAGCUAGCUAUGAGUAGCACAGAUGAAUUGAUUCAAAUGGCACAGAUGGAUGAGCCACUCUGGUUGAAAACUAAUGCCAAUGUGGUGAAAGAGGUUUUGAAUUUGGACGAGUAUGACAGGCUUUUUCCGUGGAGUAUGGGGCUGAGCUUCAAGCACAACAAUAGCCUUAGGACAGAAGCCACUAGAGAUACCUCUGUUGUCUUUCUCAAUGCUGGUGCAAUUGUUGACCACCUAACAGACGUGAAUAAAUGGAUGGACAUGUUUGCCUGCAUGGUAACUCGGGCCAAAACGGUGCAAGUUUUAUCGCACGGGCUACCGGGUCACAGGAAUGGCUCGCUUCAAUUGAUGUACGCGGAGCUGCAGGUUCUUUCACCUCUGGUUUCUACCAGAGAAAUUCAUUUCCUUAGGUACUGUCAACAGAGGGCAGAAGGCAUGUGGGUAGUAGUUGAUUUUUCAAUGGAAGAGUUGCUCACCACUCCAUCACAGUCGCUUAUACGCUACCGAAAACGCCCAUCAGGCUGCCUAAUCCAGGACAUGCCCAAUGGAUAUUCAAAGGUGACUUGGGUGGAACAUGUGGAGGCAGAAGAUGCUGCAGUCCAUAAAAUGUAUCAGCAGCUGGUGAACAGUGGAAUGGCCCUGGGUGCUUACCGUUGGUUGGCUACAUUGCAAAGACAAUGCGAGCGUCUUGCCAGCUUCAAUGCCGAAAAAGUAUCUCCAAAAGACAUUGGAGGCAUAGGUUCUCCAGAAGGAAAACGAAGCAUGAUGAGAUUGUCACUGAGGAUGAUCAACAGUUUCUGCUCAAAUGUGAGUGCAUCCACAAGUAAUUCUUGGACGACUCUGUCUGGAUCCAAUGGCAGCAACGGUGAUGACUGUGUUCGAAUUACAACAAGAAAAAAUACCGAACCGGGACAACCCACUGGUGUUGUUAUCUGUGCUGCAACUUCAUUCUGGCUUCCUGUUCCUCCCCACCGAGUAUUCGACUUUCUCAGGGAUGAGAAAACCAGAUCACAGUGGGAUACUUUGUCCACCGGAAACCUGGUGCAAGAAGUAGCACACAUUGCAAAUGGGUCGCAUCCUGGAAAUUGUAUAUCUCUUCUGCGUUUAAAUGCGUGCUCCACUAGCCAGAAUGUAGAGUUGAUACUCCAGGAGAGCUGCACAGAUGCGUCGGGGUCAGUCAUAGUUUACGCACCAGUAGAUGUGCCAUCACUGAAUACAGCAAUGAGUGGGGAAGAUCCUUCAUACAUACCCCUCCUUCCCUGUGGAUUUGCCAUACUGCCAGAUAGUCCAGGAAGCAAUAGAUCACUAGUUCCACUAACUUCAUUUCAUGAAGUAACAGGCACAGCCAGCAGCAAUGGAUUGGACAGCCCUCGGACAGGAGGAUCGUUGAUUACUGCAGCUUUUCAAAUGAUUGGUAGCAAUUUGUCUGCAGCUAAAGUUAACUUGGAAUCUGUGUCAACCAUAAACAAUAUCAUAUGCACCACAGUGCAACAAAUCAAAGCUGCAUUGCACUGUCCAGAUAUUUGAAUGCAAGCAAACCAACCGGAAGCAAAUGAAGAAUUGUGAUAUCCAUCUUAUCUUGACGUUGUCUUAGCAGAAACAAACAAUAUGAGAUCCUCUUUCUAACUGUAAUAAAAGGAUCUGAGUAUUGUUUGCAGUAGAUAUUAGGUUUUAAUGUUAGUUUUUUAAAGGAGCCACGAGGAAGUCAAGAGCGCACCAUAGAUGCUUCCUUGCUAUGUGGUAAAGCGAAUUGAUCAUGCUUUCAUGUGUGUGUGUGUGUGCAAACAUACAAUUUGAACGUGCAUGAGCUUCACCACUCAGCAAGGGUAGUGGUUCGGGAAUUGACUUCUGUUGAGGUGAUCAGAUGUAUGUAUUGUUUCAGCGUUUUUUGCAGCACAUUUCUUUUGUGCUAUGUAGAACGACUGUCGUUUGUUCGACCAUCUAUCUGGGUUCUGUAGAUGACAGAUUUGGUGUUUCAUGAACUUUAAUGCGGAUUCAAAGUAUUUGAAGAA